Molecule: messenger RNA, 3635 nt
Organism: Pangasianodon hypophthalmus (striped catfish)
Lineage: Eukaryota; Metazoa; Chordata; Actinopteri; Siluriformes; Pangasiidae
Gene: pik3r5
Product: phosphoinositide-3-kinase, regulatory subunit 5
Exons: 18
Coding region: 406-3342 (978 amino acids)
Biological process (GO): positive regulation of MAP kinase activity; G protein-coupled receptor signaling pathway
Cellular component (GO): phosphatidylinositol 3-kinase complex, class IB
Molecular function (GO): 1-phosphatidylinositol-3-kinase regulator activity
Source: RefSeq, a predicted model, not a curated record
CACACACACGCACACACACGCACACAGAGAGAGAGGGAGAGAGAAAUAUUGAAGUGAAAACAGUCCGGUGACGUAACUGGUUAAGGAAGUGGUAGGAAAACAGGUAGUCCCCAAACAUUUCUAUUAACCACAGGCCUGCUCCAUCAGCCAAUCAGAAACUGACCCUGAUGACAAAGUUUUGCGGAUGUUUAUCACACACACACACACACACACACACACACUAAACAGGAUGAGUCCCUAACUGAACACCUACAAAGUGAGUGUGUAAUAACGGGCAGGAAGUGUUUAAUGCUCCUGUAGUCGUCUCUGUAUAUUGAUGGAUGGGGUUGUGGGGUGCCAAUACUUUAUGCAGCGCUACAGAUGGAUCUGUCUGGUUGAUGGACCUGAUAAAAUGGAAGUGUGAAGAUGCAGCACACCUCGUGCACAGAGGAUCGGAUCCAGCACGCUUUGGAUCGCUGCCUCGACGGCCUCCGAACAUCCGAAUGCCUCUCUCAGUCCUGGAACACCGGAUGGUGUAUGAACCGCUGGAGUUUGGAGGAACUCUUGAAGAGAGAUCCGGAGAACUUCCUCAUCCUCCUGCAGCAGAUUCUCAAGAGAGCAAGACAGGUGCAGGAGGAGUGUGAGUAUGAGUUGGUGGCUCCUCUCACCAUCAUGUUUGAGUCCACACUUCUACAGACUCCCUACUGUCCAACAGAGUGUGACCUCCUGGUAGAAGCGCGUGAAGUGUUCCAUGCUUUCCUUACGUGGCCUGAACCGUACAGCAGUGUGUGUCACAGUGUUCUAACAACUAUACAGCAGGAGCUGAGGGCACCGGGGAUUUCGUACCACAGGUUGGUGAAAGAGGAACAGGGCAUCACUGCUGAGCGUCAGCGCGGCAAAACCAUUACGGUGUUGCUGCUGAACCCAGCUGAUGUCCCCCAGACGUUUCUGUCUGUCGUUCAGCAGCUCAGCGCCAUCGACGUGUCGCAGAGAGAGAUCGGGAUUAAUCUCAUUAAACACGCCUUUCAGUGCAACCUGGGCACAAAAUAUCACACACACACUCUACACCUCGCACUGCAGUCUCUCAGUGAUGAUGUACUGUCUCACACACUGUCGUGUGUAUCAGCGGUCUUAGAGACUGCGGCGGCCAUGACAGACACCAACGCUGCUCGAGCUCAUGUACUGAAAGGCCUGGAGGAAGUGCGGGAAAAACUCAAUAUCCCAGCAUGCAACAGCACGACGUCAAACGGGAUGCUGCAGUUUCUGAAGUUACCUACAGCUAAGUGCUACACGAUCCACUGGGACACUGAUAAUUUUGACGUCCUGAGUGAGUUUCUGGAGUCCGAGCCUGACCUCGCCUCGCUCUUCUCUGAAACUCAAACGGAGGAGGAUGAGGUUGAUGAAGAGGAUGCAGAUGAAGAAGAGGAAGAAGACGAGGAGGUGGAGAUGGAGCGGUACGAGACGGAGGACUGCCUGGACCCGCGGGCGUCCAUGUUCUCCACCACGUCCUCUCUGUCCACUGCAUCCAAGGACUCCAUGUUGUCCACGUCGUCUGACUUCUCUCCGGUCUCCACUCUGUCGUCGUCUUCUCAGGCUUCUGGCACUGACAGUGACUUCUGCGAGGACAUUGAGGAGGAUCCACACGUCCUGAUGCCGAAAGGCAAAAAUAAAAACGGCACCGGACUUUCCAAGCGUCUCUCACGCCUGUUUAAACCGCGAGGACAUUCUCUCUGCCGCGCUAAGAGUCUGGGGAACACGGACUGUAAAGAUAAGAAGGACUUUCUGCCCGCUGCUCGCUCCAAGCGCUCCAACUCCAUGCCGCAGCAGGUGCUGACGCUCACGGUGGAGCCGGCGCAGAGCGAGAGCGCGGCCAUGAAGCCGGUGUGCUACAGGAAGCGUCCCAUCCUCAGCAGCGAUGAAGACGAGGACAGGGGCACGGUGCUGAUCAGGGUGAUGGUGUUCGGGGCCGAUUACGUGGCGGGGAAACUGGCGAGGGCGUAUAACAGCCUGAGGAAGAGAGAAAAACUUUCACCACGACUCACUAAAUACUGCAGGAUGAAGUUCUUCUUUGUUCCUGUGAAGAGAGAUCAGAUAGCAAACGGAGGAGUGAGUCAGAUCAGCGCAAGUCCACUCAAAAGUGCACAGGACGUGAGCACGGAUGUUUAUGAGUACAGCACCAACAACAUCGCUCACCUUCUGGGCAUGCUGGACCCGUGGUACGAGAGAAACACACUCUGUCUACUCGACCUGCCGCUGCACGUGGUGUGUCAGCAGACAUCCAAGUCAGAUUCGGAGUCUGUGGAGGACUCAGUAGAGGAGUGUUUACCCAUCAUGGCUGACUUGCUGCUGUAUUACUGCAGAAACGCAGCUCGACCUGCACUGAUCCAGCUGUACCAGGCUGAGCUGACGCUGGCCGGAGGAGAGACGAGAACGGAAGUGUUCAUCCACUCGCUGGAGCUCGGACACACGGCAGCCACCAGAGCCAUCAAAGCCAUGGGAGCUGCGAGUAAGAGGUUUGGUAUUGAUGGAGAUCGGGAGGCGGUGCCACUCUCACUCGAGGUCGUUUAUAAUCAGGUGGUCAUCAGUGGGCGGAGUCAGAAGACGAGGGUGGAGAAAGUGUGCACCUCGAUUAACCUGACUAAAGUGUGCAGGACUCUGGAGGAACUUGAUCCUAAAAUGGAGUUCCUGCAGCUGACCAUGACGGAGGUUUUAAAGAGGCAGAACUCCAAAACGAAAAGAAGCUACAAUCAGCAGCUGAGCGUAACUCAGGUGAAGGUGGACAGGUUUCGGGUCUGUGGUUCUGGAAACACGACGUUUGCUGUGUGUUUGGAUCAGGACGAGAAAAAGAUUUUACAGAGUGUCACCCGGUGUGAGGUGUCAGUGUGUUAUAAGCCAGACGGCUGUUCUGAUUGGCUGAAGGUGAGAGCUCUGUCCAGUCAGAUGGAGCAAACAUUCUGCUCUCUGCUCUGUUACCCAUCUCCACCUUCAGUGGGCCCCAACCAUGAACCUCACCCAGAACCUAUGGACCCCAGCCACCAACCUCUGAAUCCCAACCACCACCACCAACCUCUGAACCCCAACCACCAACCUCUGGACCCCAACCACCAACCUCUGAACCCCAACCCCCACCACCAACCUCUGAACCUGAACCCCCACCACCACCAACCUCUGGACCCCCCACCACCACCACCAACCUCUGGACCAACACCACCAACCUCUGGACCCCCACCACCACCAACCUCUGGACCCCCACCACCACCAACCUCUGGACCCCAACCACCACCAACCACUGAACCCCAACCACCACCCUCUGGACCCCCACCACCACCAACCUCUGGACCCCAACCGACCACCACCCUCUGAACCCCACCCUAAACUUUAGUCAUAAACUUUAUUAAUCUUUAAUAAAUUUCUUCAGCUCAGGGUAAAAUCACUGUAACUGCCCAUAGAAAUGUUAUGACUGCAGACCGUCUCUACAGCACUGACACUCUAAAGUUUUGCACCAGAAAGUACUGUAUAUUGUUUAUUUUAAACUUUAUUCUAGUUAAAUUGAUGUUUAAUCAGCGUUAUGUGUAAUUAUAGUGUAUAUUAUAAUGAUAAAAACUAAAUCAGUGCCAUUUUCCGGCCUGCUGAAGCUUAAAGAGCGAUUCUCUCUG